CCCGAAGUUAUUAAUGGAAAAGGAUAUACUUUUGCAUCUGAUAUUUAUAGUAAUGCAAUACUUAUGUGGGAAAUCUCAUCUGGAUAUUCACCAUUUAUUGAUAAUAUAAAGCAUGAUGAUUAUAAUCUUGCAAUGGAUAUAAUUAAUGUAUGAGACCAGAAAUUAUGUCAGAUAUUCCUUUAGAAUAUAAAGUUUAAUGGUACAAUGUUGGGAUGCUGAUCCAUUAAAAAGACUUGAAUUCAUCUAUCAUAUCAAAAUAUGCCAAAUGAAUUUUUCCAGUUAAAAGCAGUGAAUAAUUUUGAAAUAAAAACUAGUAUAAAUUAUACAAGUAGCAGAUUAUUUACGAGCAAAGUUCAUCAAUUUGAAAAUUUACCCGAACCAAAAAAUGCAACAGAAGAAGAACAAGAAGCAUUUCAUAGUAAAACAUAUGACUUUAGUAUUCCUGAUAAUAUUGAAGAUUUUAAUAUUAAUAAUUCAAACGAUCAGAAGAUUAAUAAAACAUCAAAAAUAAAUAGUAUUUUUAAAGGUGAUAGUAAAAGAUUAUCUAAAGAAUUUAAAAAGUUACAAAUAAGUUCAAAGAAUGACAUUCCAAUUGAUCAUAAAAAAGAAACAAUGCAACAAAUGAAAGGAUCAGUUAAAACAAACGAUAUUGGAAAUUUUAUUUUGAAUUAUUUAAACACUAAGACUAGAGUAGUAAAAUAUUUUACGCGUUUCUUAGUUUGUAAUUUAAAUAAUU
This is a messenger RNA of Rhizophagus irregularis DAOM 181602=DAOM 197198, 736 nucleotides long. Lineage: Eukaryota; Fungi; Glomeromycota; Glomeromycetes; Glomerales; Glomeraceae. The record is from RefSeq and is a predicted model, not a curated record.